Messenger RNA from Cuscuta epithymum, 4274 nucleotides. NCBI's taxonomy places the organism in Eukaryota, Viridiplantae, Streptophyta, Magnoliopsida, Solanales, Convolvulaceae. The record is from the annotation of a GenBank genome assembly.
GGGUGAUAUAUUACUGAUGCGCGACUAAAUUGCGGUAUUGUCAUAUUGACUACUACGGAGUAAUACUCUGCAGCAAUUAGCAAGUUGUGUCCUCAAGAAAUGGACUGCCUCAAUCCGCCACAUCUUCCGGUCAAGCCACCGCCGGCAAUACCACCUGAAGCAGAAGAUUCCGGAUCCCAAUACCGCAACGAAGAAAGCAAAUCUGCGAUGCAAAACUUCCGAUCUCUUAUGAUGAAAGCAGUCAUUGCAUCUUUGGGAAACAACUCCCUAACCCUGGCGCAGAGCGCGGUCGUUGAAGAAACGCUUUGUCAGUGCUUCCCUCGUCUCAGAGCUCCUGAUCAUCCUCCUUACGCUUGGAUGAUUAGAACAGCAAUUGAGAAGCUAAAAGAGGAAGGAUGCUCGAGUGAGUGUGCAAUAUCAAAGUGCAUAAUGAGUGACAAUCCCGACUUGCCAUGGGCCCACCCAACUCUACUCAAAUGCCAUUUGACGAAACUCUGUGAGAAGGGCGAUAUCGUCCGGACUCAAGAUGGCCUUUAUUUGUUGAAUGACCAAAAUAUUCUCAUCCCGCAUAUUCCAAACAGCACUUUAAACAGUACUAUUUGUAGCCUUAGCUUAGACCUGAGCUCGAAUUCUCCUGACAGUGAUAGCACUACCAGUGGUUCCCCAAUGAGAAAACGGAGAAAGAGGAAGAGGAAAUUAAAGAAAGUGGGAAUCAAGAAGAGACUGGGAAGACCACCUAAGAAGAAAAACAUCCUUUUGAAGCAAAAGAGGAAGGUUCGGGGUAGGCCUCCGAAGAAAGUAAAGUGGAACGAAAAAGUUUCUUCUUUGGAACAAGAAUCAUUUAAUGCUAUUGAAGCAACACAUAACCAAAUGGACGGGCAGAACAUGGAGAUACCCGUGGUCCCCACUAAUAUAGGUUUAGAGGUGAAAAAACUGGUGGUAAAUGCCAGAAGUAGCUAUAAAGGGAAAAGUAAAAUGAUUUCAGAAGCAGCUACAAAGGGAAACGUCCGUAUGAAGCCAAAGAGGAAGGGUAGGGGUAGGCCCCCGAAGAAAGUAAAUGGGAAUGAAAAUGUUUCUUCUUUGGAAGAAGAGGCAUUUAAUGCUACUGAAACAACAAAUAUCCAAAUGGAGUUGCAGAACGUGGAAGUACCGGUGGUCCACAUGGGUGCAGGAUCCGAUAAUCAAAAUCCAGUGGUAGAAGGAAGAAGUGAUGUCAUAAAAGCAGAAAAUGAAAGACAAGAAAAUGAGAUGAUGAAAGGACUAAAUCCAUCAAGAUUGAAGAACACUGACAGUCAACCAGAAGCAGAUGGGCAAUUUGGUCAAUUAAAAGAAAAAAAUGGGAUGAAUUCAGAAACAGCUACAAAGGAAAACAUCCGUAUGAAGCCAAAGAAAAAGGGUAGGGGUAGGCCCCCGAAGAAAGUAAAUGGGAAUGAACAAGUUUCUUUUUUGGAAGAAGAGACAUUUAAUGCAACUGAAACAACCAAUAUCCAAAUGGAGUGGCAGAGCGUGGAAGUACCGGUGGUCCCCACGGGUGUAGGAUCUGAGGAGCAGAAUCCAGUGGUAGAAGGAAGAAGUGAUAUCAUAGAAGCAGAAAAUAAAAGAGAAGAAUUUGAGAUGAUGAAAGGACUAAAUCCAUCAAGAUUGGAGAACACUGACAGUCAACCAGAAGUAGAUGGGCAAUUUGGUCAAUUAAAAGAAAAAAGUGGGAUGAAUUCAGAAACAGCUACAAAGGUAAACAUCCGUAUGAAGCCAAAGAGGAAGGGUAGGGGUAGGCCCCCGAAGAAAGUAAAUGGGAAUGAAAAUGUUUCUUCUUUGGAAGAAGCGACAUUUAAUGCUACUGAAAGAACGAAUAUCCCAAUGGAGUGGCAGAACGUGGAAGUAUCGGUGGUCCCCACGGGUGUAGGAUUCGAGGAGCAAAAUCCAGUGGUAGAAGGAAGAAGUGAUAUCAUAGAAGCAGAAAAUGAAACAGAAGAAGAAAAUGAGAUGAUGAAAGGACUAAAUCCAACAAGAUUGGAAAACACCGACUGUCAACUAGGAGAGGGGCAAAUUGGUCAAUCAAAGGAAAAAAGUGAGAUGAAUUCAGAAGCAGCUAUGAAGAAAAACAUCUCUUUGAAGCCAAAGAGGAAGGUUCGGGGUAGCCCCCCCAAGAUUUUAAAGAUGAAAGAAAAAGUUUCUUCUUCUGAUGAAGUGGCAAUUAAUGCUAUUGAAGCAACCGAUAAGCAAAUGGAGUGGCAGAAAGUGGAAGUACAGGUGGUCACCACGGAUGUAGUAACACAGGAGCAAAAUGCGGUCGUGCGAGCAAGAAGUGAUGUGAUAGAAACAGAAAAUGAACAAGAAGAAGAAGAACAGGAGGUGAUGAAAGCACAAAAUCCAUCAGUAUUGGAGAUUAAGGACAGUCCAUUAGAGGCAGAUUUGAGUGCAGAUGCUGCUAAUAAAAUGGGAUUGCAAGAAUAUAACCUAUCAGAAUUAGUGGUGCCAAUGGAAGAAGAGUGCAAUCAAGAGGAGAUUCUAAUGGAAGAAAAUAUUGCAGAAGUAGAGGCUAUGAAUGGAAAUCAAGCUGAGAAAGAAAGUAAAGAGGACAAUCAUCCGGGGACUAUAAAAGCAGACAAAAUGGUUCAGGGUUGUAGCACACAUUUAAUUGUACAAAAACUGGGAGAUCAGGCUGCAAAGCAAAAUUUAGCUAAUGAGACCAACACGUCUGCAAAAGAGUCAGGAGUUCAAAUAGAGAAGCAAAUGAAGAAUAAAGUUUUCAGAAAAUGUUCCCAGAACGGGGGAAAAGAAAUGGUUGCUUCUCCAAAAACUGAUGACAUUGGAGCAGGAAGGUGUCUUAGAUCCAGAGGAAAGAUUCAACCUGCACAAAGACUGGAGACUGUUCAGAAGACCACUAUAAUUUGCAGUGAGAUCCCGAAACAUGAAGGUAAUACCAUGGUGCCAAACAGACCCGAAGAAACUGGAACAAAAGCGAAUUGUCAACAUGAAGAAGAAACAGUUGCUCGUGGAGAUCAUCAUGGUCAUGUGGUGGAACACACGGUUGAGUGUGAUAAUGAAAUAAUGAGCUUUCAAUUCCAACAGAAUAAGAUAGCAGCUCCCAAGGUGGAAACACAACAAGCACAGUUUCAGCAACCGAAUCAUAGACAGUUAAGGUCUCGCACUCCCAAGAUUGAGCCAGGUGCUGAAGUGCAGAGAGUUGUGCAGAGGGUUUGUUCACUGCCGGCAAUAAAAAAAGUUGAUAGAAAAAUAGAGCCAGGUUCUGAAGAGAAGAAUGUUGUGCAAAGCGCUUCAUCAGCACCGGCAACAAGAAUUGUCACUAGGAAAAUGGCAGCUGCUACGGCCAGUUACAUUUCUCCAGAUUUUUCACUUGAUGAAAAGAAACAAGAACAGCAGAAGACAAAGAGUUUCUCAAAGAAUCAAGUAGAUGAAGUAGUAUCUUCCAUGCCUAGACGCUCAGCGCGCCUUGCUAUGGAACAGUAAAAAUGGAGUCAAGUAGCAGAUUUGAGGAAUGCAGCAUUGCUCUAAGGGGAGAAAGCAUGGAUCAUGUUACCCUUUCUUCUAUGGCUACUUUACUUUCCACCAGCUCCAGAAUUAGUUGCAUCGUUGCUACUGGGUAUCAAAGAAGACCUUGCAUCGUUGCUGUCGGAGACGGGGGCCUUCAAUGGUUCGGGAGGGGGGUUGAUUGAUGCCGAGAUCUGCUGCCAGGCCAUAAAAGAACCUCCCUUCCCAUCUUUGUAUAGCAGUGAAUCAUAAAUGCCAAGCCAGGGAAGAAAGGAAUAGUUUGUCGUUAGUGAAGGAACCCUCCGAGAAGACCUCAUAUGACGUUGGACGCCACAAAGACAGAACCAGCGGGUCUGCCAGACUGAAAUUCUGCUGCCCCAUCGAUCUCCACCUGUAGAUGCGCCGAAGUCUGAAUGUAAACAUAAUUGCCACAAGGAUGAUGACUUAUGGUGGCAAGCAUUGGCCUUGGCGGCGUUGAACCUAGACGGCGGCGGAGAUAGUAAUAUUAAAAGUAGAAUUUAGGGAGAGGUGAUAAUUGAGCUUUUAAAUGCUACUCCGUAUAAGUGUUUGGCAUUCAAUGGUAGUUGUUAGCUGAUAGUGGGUUGAGUUCUAUCCGUGCAUUGAUGUCAAUAGAGUCUAGUUUGAUUAACCGUUAUCAUUAGCAGAUUAGCAAAUUGAAAAUUGAAGUACAAUAAUUCAUAACUUGGUUGUUCAAGAUUAGCUAUUUAGAGUUGAGACUAUUAAAAAACUAUUAAGAACCACCGAUCCCCUCGAAGGCCUCG